This is a messenger RNA of Spodoptera frugiperda (fall armyworm), 1162 nucleotides long. RefSeq lists its product as uncharacterized. The coding region runs from base 41 to 718 and encodes 225 amino acids. NCBI's taxonomy places the organism in Eukaryota, Metazoa, Arthropoda, Insecta, Lepidoptera, Noctuidae. The record is from RefSeq and is a predicted model, not a curated record. The transcript has 4 exons.
CAACUCACGUCACUCUACGCGCACGCGCCGUGUAAACAUCAUGUUUUAUAAAGAACUUCUUUUGACACUCGCUGUUGCAUCCGACCUACUUAUAAUUCCUGUAAGUGGGAAAGAGAUGGAACUAUCGGAUGGGAUACUACAUAGAAGUACGAGACAAGUUUUAUUGUGGCCCAAUAGUACGCUACUACAGUUCAACGCUGGUUUCGGUUUUCCUAGCGCAGCGAAACACAUAAACGUGAACUAUGCAUUUCAAGCGAAUUUUCAACUACCCUGGAAUAGAACGCAGAUACCCUUAGACAUAUUAGUCGCCAACACUGGGUAUGUUGGCUCAGCUAGAAAGAAGAGAGAAGCGGGGAUAAAGCACGACAGGAGUGGGGAUUAUCAGGAUGAUGCGAAGCUGUAUCACUUCUAUAAACAUGUCGAAGCUGUGUUGGAUGGGUUUGGUCACAAUGGCAAGUCCUGUGUCCUGCAAACGUUGUGUCAACUUGGAGCCGAACCCUUACACUCUGAUGAUGAAGAGGAUCUCUUGCAUGAAAUGGCAACUUUCGUAUUAAAUCCUAAAAACGACGGCAUCCACAGCCUGACGGAAAACGACGACACGUAUCCGUACAUCAAGGCGUAUACUGACGGCGAGAACCACGAAGACUGCUCCAAGCUAUACCACGGCUGUUCACUGUCCUUCAUAGAUGUAUUCACGAAACUACACGACCAAGCGUGAUAGGAAAUAAAGACUGUAUUUUUUAAUGCAUUUUGAUUCAUAAUAAUCUUAUGUUAAUAAUCACACUACAAAAGAAAUAAUAAUACGAGUAGUAUGUUACAUAGUGUGCGGCCUAAAAAGCAUUGUAAUAUUACAAAGAAGGCGGUUAAGAUUUGAUUUGUGUUUAUGAAACUCGUUUUCACUGAUAUUUAAUAUUUAAUAUGAAUUACCUAAGAUUUUAUUUUAAGCAUGAACUGAUAAACAUGAUUAAAAAUUAAUGUGUAUUUUAGUGCACAACUACUAUAAUAAUGAUAUACUUAAUAUACACACAUACCUACAUACAUAAUAUCGAAUCGGCUACGUACGCGUAGCGCUACGUUAAUUAGCUACGCAGGGACUAAGCACGCGGAGCGCUACGAAAACGCCUACGCGAGUUUGUAAAUAAAACAUUUUUUACAUUUAAAA